Aureobasidium musti is the source of this 1035-nucleotide messenger RNA. The record is from the annotation of a GenBank genome assembly. NCBI's taxonomy places the organism in Eukaryota, Fungi, Ascomycota, Dothideomycetes, Dothideales, Saccotheciaceae.
AUGGACCAACGCUUGCACCAGCAGGCAUAUGGAGUUGCUUUCGAACUACUGGAACAUCUAGCCACCAGACCGACAGCUUUUCUUGUCGCUGUGCUAUGGCACGACAUUCCUAUGCCACUGACAGAUGCAUCUCGCGAAUCCUUCAUGUUCGUGAAAUGCACCAGCAAGACAAGUGUGGGAAAGAUCAGAGAUUCCUACCUUGCUAGAGAAGAGGCGCCAUCUGACAUCUCAUUGCAUCUGGGUUCCACUAUUCCACCACACACUACCAAGGUCUCAGAGUUAGAUGAAUUUGGUGACAAGGUGGUUGUCUUCUACGCGCGUAGCGUCGAACCACUCGACACGACGAACGCCACAGUUCCUGCAAUCACUUCAGCGUCUCCCAACCCCCAGUCCGCAUCUGUAUUGAUCGGAAAUGGACAUGUUGGUGCUCCAUCUACAAGUGUAACAGCACCUGCGAGACAACCGAGUAUAUCAUCAGGACUGAGUGCUGACCACUCUGGACAAUCUACUGCUUCAUCAGCACCUUCGUUAUCCGGUAUGUCUGGAUACACAACAAACCCUCAGUCCCCGAUUGCGAAACCUGUCCCGGCUCCUUCAACACCAGCCGGAAGUAUCCCUCGAGGCAGCUUGGCUUUCUCCAGCGUACAGCACCAUAGCCCCAUUCAUCAUACGCCUUCUUGGUAUGCUCAAGCUCCAGGCUCUCCUUUCGUGAAGAACGAAGCACUUCCGCCCCUAUACCCUAGACACGAUCCCUACACGCCAACUUCUUAUGCACAAGCCGCGCGACAUCUACAGGCUUCCUCCCGACCACACGGUCCGCCCUCCGGAACACCACGUAACCCAGUCCAAUACGCACAGCUAAACAGUAAUGGCCACGGCUCAUCUACUGUUCAGCCUAACAAUACACAUCUAGUGAGUUUCCCUUUCAUUUGCAACUUAGCGCUGUGUGAGCCUUUGUUGCGUUCAUACGCGCAAUUUCACAAAGAUGUCGUCUCUAAAUGUCUCACUUAUGUUGCUUGUGGUCUUAUACCUUAG